Molecule: messenger RNA, 1300 nt
Organism: Pseudopipra pipra
Lineage: Eukaryota; Metazoa; Chordata; Aves; Passeriformes; Pipridae
Gene: HNRNPA1
Product: heterogeneous nuclear ribonucleoprotein A1
Biological process (GO): mRNA splicing, via spliceosome
Cellular component (GO): catalytic step 2 spliceosome
Molecular function (GO): mRNA 3'-UTR binding
Source: RefSeq, a predicted model, not a curated record
CGGCGGCGCUGCCCCCGCUCGGCCCCUUUGCCGUGUCGGCCCUCGCGGAGAGAGCAUCGCGCGAGCGCCGCCGCCGCCGCCGCCGCCACCGCCUUUUCCCCCCCCUUCCUUUCCCCCCGGAGCCGCCGCCAUGGCCAAGGCCGAGUCCCCAAAGGAGCCGGAGCAGCUCCGGAAGCUUUUCAUCGGCGGCCUCAGCUUUGAAACCACAGACGAGAGCCUGAGGAGCCACUUCGAGCAGUGGGGGACCCUGACGGACUGUGUGGUGAUGCGGGACCCCAACACGAAGCGCUCGCGGGGGUUCGGGUUCGUCACGUACUCCUCGGUGGAGGAGGUGGACGCCGCCAUGAACGCGCGGCCGCACAAGGUGGACGGGAGGGUCGUGGAGCCCAAGAGGGCCGUGUCCAGAGAGGACUCCCAGCGGCCCGGCGCCCACCUGACGGUGAAGAAGAUCUUCGUGGGGGGCAUCAAGGAGGACACGGAGGAGCAUCACCUGCGGGACUAUUUCGGGCAGUACGGCAAGAUCGAGGUCAUCGAGAUCAUGACCGACCGCGGCAGCGGCAAAAAGCGCGGCUUCGCCUUCGUCACCUUCGACGACCACGACUCAGUCGACAAGAUCGUCAUCCAGAAGUACCACACGGUGAACGGGCACAACUGCGAGGUGCGCAAGGCGCUGUCCAAGCAGGAGAUGGCGAGCGCCUCGGCCAGCCAGCGAGGCCGCAGCGGCUCCGGGAACUUCGGCGGCGGCCGCGGAGGAGGAUUCGGCGGCAACGACAACUUCAACCGCGGCGGCAACUUCGGCGGCCGUGGUUACGGGGGCGGCGGCGGCCCCGGUUACUCGGGUAACCGCGGCUACGGCGGCAGCGGCUCCUACGACGGCUACAACAACGGCGGCGGCGGCUUUGGCGGCGGCAGCGGCGGCAGGAGACCCGCCCGGGGGCCAGCGCUGGCCGUGCGCAACGGGCUGGCCGAGGCGGGCACAGGCAGCAAUUUCGGGGGCGGGGGCAGCUACAACGACUUCGGCAGCUACAACAACCAGGCCUCCAGCUUCGGGCCCAUGAAGGGCGGCAGCUUCGGGGGGCGCAGCUCGGGGCCCUACGGGGGAGGUGGUUAUGGAAGUUCCAGCGGCGGCAGCUACGGAGGAGGGAGGAGGUUUUAAUGUCCAGGCCGGCGCUCCCUGAUCCUCCCGUGUCGUCCCGCAGGACCCGGAGCUGGGCGGGAGCGGGGCCGGGGAUGGAGCCCCCCGGGACCCCCCUGGAGCCCCCCCGGGCCCCCCCCGGAGCCCCCCCCGGCCCCCCCGGGG